AUACUGAAAACAGAGUUCCAAUAUUCAUCAGUGUAUUUAUUUUUUCAUAAAACCAAAUUUAUUUUCAAGCAUUGUGUUCUGUAAAAGUGUGUAAUAUCUACAACACAUUUAAAAUGGCUAUCAAGAUGAUAAUGUUUGUCGCUUUGUUCGGGCAUUUGGCUGUUGCAUACCCACCCACUGAGUACAAAAGUUACGACGCCGACCACUACGAUCAUGCACCUAAGCCAUAUAAUUUCGAGUACGAUGUGAAAGAUCUUCACACGCAUGACAUCAAGAGCCAACACGAGGUGAGUGACGGUCACGGUAACGUUAAAGGAUCGUACCGUCUCGUGGAACCUGACGGAUCAACCCGCGUGGUCGAGUAUACCGCUGACCACGAACACGGCUUCAACGCUGUUGUCAAAAAGAUCGACGCACCCAAUCACCACGGUGAGUAUUCUGGCACCGCAGACUACCAUCAUCAUUACGAUUCACUUCAUCCGUACGAACAAUCGUCGUACAAAUUUUACUGAAAUGUAAAAAACCGCUGAUUUUACUGGAAAAUGUGAUACCAAACCAACGUGCGGUUGAUGAUACAGACUAUUUAGUAUGCACAUCAUGUACAAUUUUUUUUAUUCAAUAAUAUAUUCUCCAUUGUUAUUAUGAAA
Rhopalosiphum padi (bird cherry-oat aphid) is the source of this 647-nucleotide messenger RNA. Its product is annotated as cuticle protein 7-like. Bases 114 to 512 code for a protein of 132 amino acids. NCBI's taxonomy places the organism in Eukaryota, Metazoa, Arthropoda, Insecta, Hemiptera, Aphididae. The record is from RefSeq and is a predicted model, not a curated record. The transcript is spliced from 2 exons. Gene Ontology annotation, cellular component: extracellular matrix.